This is a messenger RNA of Hyphopichia burtonii NRRL Y-1933, 4887 nucleotides long. RefSeq names its product Tsc2p (gene TSC2). The transcript has a single exon. The record is from RefSeq and is a predicted model, not a curated record. Gene Ontology annotation, molecular function: GTPase activator activity. Gene Ontology annotation, cellular component: nucleus; TSC1-TSC2 complex; cytoplasm. Gene Ontology annotation, biological process: regulation of small GTPase mediated signal transduction; negative regulation of TOR signaling; positive regulation of GTPase activity. Lineage: Eukaryota; Fungi; Ascomycota; Pichiomycetes; Serinales; Debaryomycetaceae. Bases 1 to 4887 code for a protein of 1628 amino acids.
AUGUCAACUCAUCAUCCUACGUUUGGCCGAACGUCAGGGAUAGGAAACGUGUUUAAGUCGAUCACUAAAUCACUAAAGACUUCAGGUUCUUCCUCAUCAUCCCAUCCAUCAAAUGUUUCAGUUAGAAUAAACCCCAUGGUCGUUGGUGGAAGCACCGAUCAACUACUUCAACAUCUACGAUCGGGCCCAUUACCAGCCAGAGCAUCUGCUGCUGCCAAAAUGACCGAGACCUUGGAGAGUGUUUCAUUGUCUUCAUUUCCUGAAGUGUGGUAUGCAGCAAGAGAUAUGUGUAACCCUAAAAUACAAUCUUACAUAAGGAGGAUAGCUAUAACAUUAUUGAUUCAAUGUAUUAAACAAGAUGAAAACUCCAUAAGUGAUAGACUCACUUUUUUCAAGGAUAUAACAUACUUUUGCCAAAUAAGUGGCUCGAAAGUGGAUGAUGAAUUCGAUUUGUUUAUUAGGGCCUUGAAAAAUUUAACAAACGACGGUAAGAUAAUACAUGACUUUUGCGUAUACGACCAAGGUAAGAACUUAUCACAGUUCUUACUAUCUGCUUUAAUUGCCUUGAGUAACACUCAAAAGAAGUUUAACGAUUCUGACAGUUGGAGAAGUGACAAAAACUUCAGGAACUUGAUCGAGUUGAACAAUCUUAUAAAGAAUUGUUUCAAGUUUAGCUUUAGUAUUCUUGAUGAAUCUUCAAUUACAUCUCUUAUCUCGGGAAUAUCAGAGCUUGUAUAUACCACUAAAAAUUCAAUAAUUAUGAACAGUUGCUUAGAGGUAAUCAAUACUGUUGUUGUGUUCGGUGCAAUCCCUUUCAAAAACUUCAAUCAAGUCAUGAGUUUAUGUUGUUACACUUAUGGUACUCUGAGCAAUGAAUUGCUUACAAAAAUCACCUGGGAAAUAAUACACAAUCUUUCUAUUGAUGCUACAUUUCAUCUUGUUUUAACAAGCUUAUGUGAUGUAAUGACAAAUCCAGAUUUACAGGUUCAAACUUCUACUAAUGGCCAUACAAACGGAACCCACACCUUAAGCCGUAGUAUAAGUUCAAGUAUCUUAUCCCAAUCAAAACGCUCAAUGAGUUCUGAACAGCUUGUUGCAAAAUCAUCUACCAAUAAUGCAACAGCUGGGUUAAUUGACGUCAGAAACCCAAUAAAUACAUGUAUCGGAGCAAUCCAAUUGAUGGAAAAAAUUCAAAUUGAAAGUGCUUUAGAGGAUAAACCCAACUUUAGCUGCUUUUUAAUACCUAUUUUCAAAGCAUACAAAAUAGCCUUAUCAUUCAACAUACCUUUAAUAAACACUUCUAUUCUUCGAAGUUUCGAUAGACUUUUUUCAAUUGAUGGAACAAAUGAUGUUUAUUCUGUGAAUUUAACUUUUGAAAAGCUAUUCCCCUUCCAUCUAUGGUAUUCGCCAACAUUCAGCAUUUAUGACGUUUUGGAUAGCUUGAAGCUAAACUCUGAUCUGGAUAUAAGCUAUUGGAAGUCGAUUUGUCUCUCAUUACAGGGCCUUUUCGAAAAUCAUAAACUACAAACUCCUAAAGAUAAGCUUGUUGGACUAUUUUUUCAACAUUAUAACAUGCUAGAUUCAAAUAACGUUAAUUUUAUUCUCAACUUCUACCAUGAAGAAAGGUUAUGUACCUCAGUUAGCCCUUUUGCGGCGGAGAACUGUAAUGAAUUACUUAAUUGUUUUUAUUAUGGGGUAAAUUCAAAUUCAGAAAUUUCACAUUACGAUGCUAGCAUAAGGAUCGAGACAUUAAAAAUAAUUAAGGAUUCAUAUAUACUUUCGAUGAAACUUUUCAAUGGCUUCCCAAAAAUUGAAGAUAUAAUUUAUAAUAUUUUCAGAAGGUCGUUAAAUGAAAAAGAUCCUCUAGUAAUAAGAUUUUUGGUUAAUGACUUUCUCCUGGAUAUUGGAUCCAGAUCCUCAUUUUCUUUCUUUGAAAAGCUAUUGAAUAUUUUCUUCCCACUAUUUCAGGCACGUUCUGGUAACCAGGAUAGGCUAAAGAGUUUUAUUUCGAUUGGUUCAAUUGGCUCAGGGUCUCAGUACAGCAGGACAAACGGUGCACUAGCACAUAAUGAAACGACGAUUAACAGUGAACGAAGUAUUCCUGAUGAUAAUUUAUUCAUCAAUGAAGAUUCAAAUUUUAGAAAAUCUAAAAUUCACCCUUUAAUGUUGGUCACAGUUGGUGAAUCAUUGGUUGGGUUAUUUGUCAGUUGCUCGAAUAAAUAUCCACGUAAGUCUCAUUUAUUAUAUAAAGCUAUUAUCCAAAUGUUACAAUAUUCGCUCUCAACUGAUAAUAUUGAAUUAUCAUUGACUAUGAUGAGGUGCUUAGUUAGGAUAAGAGCAACUCUGGAAAAAUAUGUGUACUUCAUCCAACCAACCGACAUGGAAGGAUUGGCAACAGCCUUGGGAAGAAAUACAAUGGCAUCUGAUUUUCUAAAUGAAGAUUUUAAGUGGAUUUAUCCAGAAAGCCCCGAUUAUUUACCAGAAGAGUUUUUUAAUAAGCCAAGUAAAAAGUUAAAGCUAGCUGACCUGAAGUCUAUCAAUUCGUAUUUAAAUGGGACUCAAUAUGAUGAGUCGAAUGAUGAAUGCACAAUUGAAAUGUCCCAAUGGCUCAGGAUUGUGCUUGAUGUAAUGGAAAAUGUUUACCAUUGGGAGUUAUAUACUUUUAUAUGGGCACAUUUCUGCUCGCAAUUAUCCAACAUGGAGUUGUUUGCUGACUAUCAAGAACUAAUUGUUAAUUUGCAACAAAUCAUUUGUGAUCAAUUAUCUUUGAACUUACCGAAAAAAUUGUCUAUACCCAAAGCAUCAGUUACUAUAACUAAGGCUGACUUGCAAGUUGCAUAUGUAAGGACCCUAUCUGGAUUAUUAGGUUAUCAUGAAAUGUUCAGCAAGUAUGAAGAGGAUCAGAUAAUCGGCUCAUUAAUCUUUGGAUUAGGAUCAUGGGAUAAAACUGCGAUUCCAUGUAUUCAUAUUCUAACAGUCUGCUGUUAUGAGAUCCCAAUAUCUAUCAAAAAGUACUUGACUGCAAUUUUAACAAAAUUACAGACUAGAGUUACAAGUCUGAGAGCAAGUGCCCAUACAUUAGAAUUUUUAGUAUCAUUAAUUCAUUUACCAACAUUGACUUCCAAUUUCACAACUGAUGAAUUCAAACGGGUUUUUGCAAUUGCGUUCAAAUAUAUUCAAUAUUCAAACGAUUUAAGAUUGAGAACCCAAUAUGAACCCCAGUCACAACCCAGCAUAGCACAUCAACAGUAUGGUGCUGAGACUAAGGUUGAUAAUAUGGUGUCUACUCAACUGGGAGAAAACAGUCCUAUGAUGAAUCAAUAUUUGUUACAAUUAUCGUAUUCUGCGAUUCUGGCCUGGUUUCUCAAAAUUGAUAUGAACGAGAGAAGACAAGUAAGUGGAUAUUUAGUUAAAAAUUUAAUUUUAUCCAAUUCGGACGAAAAAGAACUCGAUGAUCAUACAAUUGCAUUCUUGGACUUAAUAAUAAGAUUCACCUAUAGUAAUUUACCAGUUAAAAAUAUUAUUCCGUCCAAAAUAUCAAAUACAAGUUUAUUGUCCACCGAAAAUAAUAUAAGUACGAAUAGAUGGAUAUUAGGGAAUAGUAUUAUUGGAAUUGACACAAACAUUCUUAAUGGAGAUUCAGUAUUAACUAUUCGUCGGCCUACCGGGGUUUCAAUUUUGAAAUUAUCGUUAGAUCCAUCAAUGAUACCAGAGUGGACAGAAAUAAAUGACGGGAAUAAACUUUCUAAAAAUUUUAGAGGAGAUCGUAAUAAAGCACUCAUAAAUUCAAAUUAUCUACUUUUGCAACUAUUUAAUAAUGUGGAUAAGGGGAAUAAUUCGAAACCCAUACCAAUAAUUGAAGAUGCUGCUACAUUAAGAGCAAUAUCGUCAUUAGAUCGUAUUCCGAUUGUUGAAUUCCACAAGGUUGGAAUCAUGUAUAUUGCACCCGGGCAAAGUAGUGAGGUUGAAGUAUUAGGAAACGACGUUGGAUCGAGAAAUUAUCAAAACUUUAUCGAAGGAAUUGGUAGAAUAAUCAAGUUGAAAAAUUGCAAAGACGCAUACGUUGGAGGAUUAGAUACAGAAAACAAUUUAGAUGGAGAACAUGCUAUUUUUUGGAGUGAUGAGGUAACUCAUUUAAUAUUUCACACCACUAGUAUGAUGCCUAACAACCCCAAUGACAAAUAUUUUGAUUUGAAGAAGAGACAUAUUGGGAACAAUUAUGUUAAUAUUUAUUUUGAUGAAAGUGGACUACCAUUUAACUUCAACUUGAUUAAAUCACAAUUCAAUUUUUUGAAUGUAGUUAUUUCGCCUCAUACAAUAACUAGUGAAUUUUUAUUAAGUGAAAAACCAAACAAUAAAGAAAAGUUUUUCAAAGUUAAAACUUACAGAAGGGAAGGGGUCCCCGGGGUAUUCUCUACAUGUCAUUUCAAGUUAAUCCUGGAGAGUCAAUUAGCAAUCUUCAUAAGAAACUUGGUUCUUAUUCUGGACGACUUUGCUAACGUAUGGCAUUCCAGUGGUCAAAGUUCAUAUGUAUCUAAUUGGAGUCAUCGGGUGAAACAAAUUCGACUUUUGAAAGACAAGACAUUGAAAAAUCACCAAGUUCUAGAAGAAGAACAACAACAGCAGCAAUUACAACAACUGACCCAAGCUGCAUCUAACCAUCAUCACCAUCCGUCAUCCCUAAGUUCAGCAAUCGGUGGUGAUGCCAAAUCCAACCCCACAAAAGAUGCUACCUUCUCCUUCAUGGAACAGCUACAAUAUGAAAAUACCCAGUCGUCUCCCGCAACCACUAAUCUUGCGAGCGGAGAGUCAACUGGUAAGUACGAAUACGUUUCCAAUAACGAGAACGAACUAUAUACAUUGCUCGAAUUCAACUCUUACACUUAA